AUGAUGCAGACACCCGUCCUCAGUACGCGACCGCAACCUGCACGUCUCCAAGACGACAUUCUCUGCGAGCUGUUCCACAUCCUCGCUGAAGACGACGCUCCCGCUCGAGCCUUUGGACGUCCAGGCGAGCGAUACCAUAGGCCCGUAUCACUGGGGUGGUUACGAGUGACUCAUGUGUGUCGUCACUGGCGUAAAACGGGAUUGGAUAUGUCCAAAUUGUGGGCAGACAUCAUCUGCGUGUUUCCACGCGGGGCAGCUACCAUCGCCGAGAGGACAAAAACGCAGCUUCUCAAUCUGGACCUCGAUGCUUCUGUACAGGCGGACGAUGCUUGGGAUCUCAUACGGAGCCAUGAAUGGCUUCCCAGAGCCCACACUUUCGAAUAUCAGCCUUACCUCGACCGUUACACACCGUCACGCCAUGACUGGCCCGAGGUCCUCCUGCAAUAUAGGACACUCCCCCAACUUCAAAACCUCAGCCUUGCCCUUCGCGAGUUCUCGUACUCCACUCUCGAGCCGAAACCCGUCCUGGUCGCUCCGAAUCUGCGGCGUCUAACACUGGGUUAUCCCCUUGCGGUGGCGGCUCCCGCGUUGACGCAUUUUCUUUCGACGGGACCCCUUUGGCCUUAUAGGCUGUAUCUUGAUCUUUUUCGUCGCCAUCCUUCUCUCGAAGAAAUCACUAUCAACGGCGUUUACGGAGACGACCCGCGCAUGGAGGAGAUCAUGAGUGCGGCAUCUCAGACGUCGCUUCAGCUCAUGGUCGGGGAGCUUGAUGCGCUUUCGACCGUGCGCCUGUCUCAUCUCCGAAGCUUGAGGAUCCUCUGGCCUGGGCCAGAGGCGAUCAAUCUACUCCAUCACCUUGAUCUUCCUCUGGACUGUUCGUUUGUCACCGAACAUGUCCGGGAGCAGAGCUAUCUCGCUCCUCUGCUCUUGGCUGUCAAGGCAACAUUCCGCAGUCGACACGCAACUCUCACUCUCACUGACACGACGAUCAAUUAUGUGAAGACCAUUCAAAUAUCUAUGACGAAGGAUCAACCAUACCUUGACACUGCGUCAGAUCUCGAAGACUUCGACGACGGCGUUCUCAUGUGCGCCUCAUUGGCGAACAGUGACAUACCAGACGUACUGAGUAUCGUACCCGACCCUUCAUCCCUGUCAACCUUGGCUUUCCAUCACGAUUGCCAUCGCUGCAAAAGUGUUGAGUGCCUAGGAACCUUCGGAGGCGAUGUCGAUCCUUACGAGCUUGGGCUAUCCUUGAAGGAUUACACCAACGUCAACACUCUCCAUCUCGUUGAUCAAGGAGGGUAUACGGGCGUCUUCGCGUUCCUCACCGUCGAGGUUUCCCCAGGCAAUCUCGUGUUACCGGCUUUACGCACGCUUGUAAUCGAACUGGACUAUGUGUCUAGUACAAUCUGGUGGUCCUGCUUGCGCGAGAUUCUUCUUCGACGGACGGCCGUGGGAGGCCGGAUAGAGCGCCUCGUAGUGCGCGGAGAAUUUGCUUGCCAUGCAUAUGUUCUCAAGGAAGACAAAGAGGAGUACGCUAGGAUAACAAGUUGCGUGGAGGGAAAUCCGGACGACAUGAAUGCUGCAUGGCUGAAGCAGUGCGAGGUCACUUUGUUGCCCGAGAAGGAAUUGGUGGUCGAAGUCGUUGAUGAACGCGACUUGGACGCAUGUGAUUGCGCAACCGCGAUAUCGGAAGGGAGAUUCCCCGGGUACGGCGACUGGGAGGAGGAGGAUGAUACAGAUACUACGUUUACUAGCGAUUCUGAAUAG
Peniophora sp. CBMAI 1063 is the source of this 1770-nucleotide messenger RNA. The record is from the annotation of a GenBank genome assembly. Lineage: Eukaryota; Fungi; Basidiomycota; Agaricomycetes; Russulales; Peniophoraceae.